AUGGUGGAUGAAAGGGACGAGGUGGCCGCUCUCUUUGAGAAGGUGGAAAGCCUCCGGCUGGACCCUCGUGAGAUGAUGUUCCUGAAGACGAUGGCAUUGGCAAAGUCCCGCACCGGCCAAUUCGAGCAACUCGCCCUCCACCUCGUCGCCUAUCACCAAAUUGCAUAUGCUGGACAACCGUUCAGAUUUAUGCGUUGUGUCGAGUUGGUCUCGACGAGCUGUGAGAAUGCAAUUGUGGAUCUCCUCUUCAGGCCCUCAAUCCGAGACGCAUCUAUGGCCAGGCUCAUCGCGGAUCUUCUCGUCCCUCCUCCAACCCCUCAACUUACCAUGCCAAUCAAUCCAUUCGCUCUGGCACAACAAUUCGCCCUCCAUUCCCUCAAUCCAUUCCAAUCAGGCGUCCAAUGCCAACCCGGCUCCUCCACCUCGCCCUCCUCGAUCUCUGAAGGAGCACCAUCUCCCCUUUCUGAACCCCUGAAUCUGGCUGAAAACCUGAAGAGAAGAGGCCCGAAGAUAGAGGUCGAUCUUGAUGAGGAAGACUCGAAAAAUGAUGGCGACUUGGAGACGACCGCUGAAGAA
This is a messenger RNA of Mesorhabditis spiculigera, 576 nucleotides long. NCBI's taxonomy places the organism in Eukaryota, Metazoa, Nematoda, Chromadorea, Rhabditida, Rhabditidae. The record is from the annotation of a GenBank genome assembly.